UCCUAUUCUCUGCCCGCAAACCCCCAUCCCCGCCCCAGAUCUGCCCCGCCCGCCCGCGGGCACCGCCACCGGCGCGGCCCAAAACCCUCCCGCGGGGCGCCGCCGCGAUGCGCCGCCCGUGCUGCUCGCUCUGCACCACCUGCUACGACGAGGACGAGCACGCGCCGCUGCUGCUCCACUGCGGCCACGGCUUCUGCCGCGCCUGCCUCGCGCGCGUGCUCGCCACCUCCCCCGGCGCCGCCGCCAUCGCCUGCCCGCGCUGCCGCCACCACACCGCCGUCGGCAACUCCGUCUCCGCGCUCCGCAAGAACUACCCCAUCCUCUCCCUCCUCUCCUCCUCCCCCUCCUCACCCUCCUUCCGCCACUCCGACUCCGCCUCCUCCUCCUCCGCCUCCGACGACGACGACUUCUUCGCACGCCCCAAGCGCCGCCCCGCCGCCGCCACCGCCCCAAUCACCCCACCCGCCUGCACCUCCGUAGACCUCGCCUCGCACCCGGACCUCAAGCUCGCCCGCCGCAUCGGGAGCGGGCCUCCCGGGCCCGCGGGCCAGGAGGUGUUCGCCGCCACGCUCUCCCGCGGCGGCGGCCGCGCUGGCGGCGGCGCCAAGAGGUGCAAGCACCAGGUGGCCGUGAAGAGGGUGCCCCUGUCCGCCGCGGACGACCUCGAGGGCGUCAAGGACGAUGUGGAGCGCCUGAGGCGAGCCUCCACCUGGUGCCGGAACGUCUGCACCUUCCAUGGAGCAAUGAGGGUCGGCGCCCAUCUCUGCUUCGUCAUGGACCGCUACCCUGGCUCUGUGCAGGAGGAGAUGCGCCAGAACGGUGGGCGACUCACGCUAGAGCAGAUCCUCAGGUACGGAGCAGAUAUUGCUCGUGGAGUAGCAGAACUACAUGCAGCGGGUAUUGUUUGUAUGAGCAUAAAACCUUCCAAUAUUCUUUUAGAUGCGAAUGGCCAGGCAGUCGUUUCCGACUUUGGUCUUUCGGCUAUUCUGAAGAACCUCACUAGUCGGAAAGUACCUGAUGACUCUAACAUGGCUGGCAUGGAUGGUACUGUGCUUAGCCCCAAUUAUACAGCCCCAGAGGCAUGGGGAACAUUGAAGAAAUCUCUGAUUUCGUUUGGGGAUAGUGCAGAUGACAUCUAUAAGUCAGAUGCAUGGAGUUUUGGAUGUGCACUUGUGGAAAUGUGUACUGGUGCUGUUCCAUGGGCUGGGCUAAGUGCAGAGGACGUCUAUAAGUCUGUCGUAAAAGAAAAGAAGCCACCUCCACAAUAUUCAAGAGUAGUAGGUGUAGGACUUCCUGGGGAAUUGUGGAAGAUGAUUGGUGAUUGUUUCCAGAGCCGUCCCUCCAAAAGACCAUCUUUCCAGGAUAUGCUAAAAACUUUUCUUCGCCAUCUACUAGAUAUACCAAGGAGCCCACCUGCAAGUCCUGAGAAUGAUGUAAGAUUGCCCAAUGGCGUGGAACCACCACAAACCUCAAUUCUGGACCUUGCUCAUGAUAAUCCGAAUGCUUUACAUCAUCUUGUAUGUGAAGGUGAUGCUGCAGGUGUUAGGGAUCUACUUGCAGAGGCCGCUUCAAAGGGAAAUGCUAGUUUGAUUCGUUCCCUCUUGGAAACUCAAAAUACAGAUGGGCACACUGCAUUGCAUUUAGCAUGCCGCAGAGGCUCAGCAGAGCUUGUGGAAGCUAUUGUAGCUUAUCAAGAGAAUGUAGACAUAUUAGACAAGGAUGAAGGUCCUCCCAUAGUAUUUGCUUUGGCCGCUGGCUCUCCACAAUGUGUCCGUGCACUUAUAAGGAGAUCUUCUAAUGUCAAUUCUACGCUAAGAGAAGGCCUUGGUCCUUCUCUUGCCCAUAUCUGUGCUCAUCAUGGUCAGCCUGAAUGCAUGGAAGAAUUGCUCAUGGCCGGAGCUGAUCCUAAUGCCGUAGAUGGAGACAGUGAAUCCAUUCUGCAUAUUGCUGUAGCCAAGAGAUAUACCGAUUGUGCUAUUGUCAUAUUGGAAAAUGGAGGUUGCAGUUCUAUGAGCAUACCAAAUUCUCAGAAUAAAACGCCAUUGCAUUUAUGUAUAGAGACAUGGAAUGCCACUUUGGUGAAAAGAUGGGUCGAAGUUGCAUCAGAAGAGGAGAUACUUGAAGCAAUUGAUGUACCUAGCCCUGUCGGAACAGCUUUGUGCAUGGCAGCUGCUCUUAAAAAGGAGCAUGAGAAAGAGGGCCGAGAGUUGGUAAGAAUAUUGCUUGCUGCCGGUGCUGAUCCUACAGCACAAGAUGCCCCACACUGUCGAACUGCACUGCAUACCGCAGCAAUGAUCAACGAUGCAGAAUUGGUAAAGAUUAUUUUGGAAGCUGGAGUUGAUGUAAACAUAAGAAAUGCUCAAAACACAACACCACUUCAUGUUGCACUGAACAGAGGUGCAAACUCAUGUGUUGGCUUGCUUUUAGCUGCUGGGGCAAACUGUAAUCUACAGGAUGAUGACGGUGAUAACUCGUUUCACAUAGCUGCUGAUGCAUCCAAAAUGAUACGUGAAAACCUGACUUGGGUUGUUCAAAUGCUACAACAUCCAUCACCUGCUGUUGAUGUGAGAAACCACAGAGGCUGGACAUUGCGAGAUUUUCUGGAGAGGCUCCCACGAGAAUGGAUUUCUGAAGAGUUGAUGGAAACACUUGAAGAUAAAGGAGUUCAUCUCUCCCCAACCAUAUAUGAGGUUGCGGAUUGGGUAAAAUUUAGAAGAACGGUUACUUCUCCAGAUUUUGGCUGGCAAGGUGCUGGACCCAGAAGCAUUGGCUUUGUCCAGUCUAUUGUAGACAAUGACCACCUUAUUGUAUCAUUUUGUACCGGAGAAGCCCGUGUUUUGACAAGUGAAGUUAUAAAAGUUAUUCCAUUAAAUAGGGGCCAGCAUGUCCAGCUCAAACCUGAUAUUUUGGAGCCAAGAUUUGCAUUGCGUGGCCAGUCACGAGAUACCAUAGGCACAGUUCUCUGUGUUGAUGAUGAUGGAAUCUUGAGAGUUGGUUUUCCAGGAGCUUCUAGGGGAUGGAGGGCUGAUCCUGCUGAAAUCGAAAGGGUUGAGGAAUAUAAGGUUGGGAACUGGGUUCGGAUUCGUCCCUCACUAACUGUUGCUGUACAUGGCAUGGAAUCUAUUACUCCUGGAAGCGUUGGUGUUGUGUACUCCAUCAGACCAGACAGCAGCCUUCUAUUAGGCCUCUGCUAUCUGCCCAAUCCAUGGCUUUGUGAGCCAGAAGAGGUCGAACAUGUAGACGCCUUCAAGAUUGGCCAUCAAGUUUGCGUAAAGAGGUCUGUCGCAGAGCCCAGAUAUGGCUGGGGUGGUGAAACUCAUCACAGCGUGGGAAAAAUAAUCGAUAUCGAGAGUGAUGGUCUGCUUAUAAUUGAUAUCCCUAAUCGAUCUGGACCUUGGCAGGCGGAUCCAUCAGACAUGGAAAAGAUUGAUGAUUUUAAGAUUGGUGAUUGGGUUAGAGUCAAACAAACAGUUCCAUCCCCAAAAUAUGGAUGGGAGGAUGUGACUCGUAACAGUAUCGGGAUAGUUCAUAGUCUAGAAGAAGAUGGUGAUAUGGGUGUUGCUUUCUGCUUCAGAAGCAAGCUUUUUCUUUGUUCGGUUGCAGACGUAGAGAAGGCGCAGCAAUUUGAAGUUGGUGAAAAGGUUCAUGUGUUACCUUCCAUAUCUCAGCCACGCCUUGGAUGGUCAGAUGAAACUGCAGCAACCAUUGGUGCCAUAUCAAGGAUAGACAUGGAUGGAACUCUAAAUGUCAAGGUUUCCGGCAGAAAAAGCUUGUGGAAGGUCGCUCCAGGUGAUGCUGAGAGGCUCUCAGCUUUUGAGGUUGGAGACUGGGUGCGUGUGAAGCCAAGUAUUGGCAGUAGACCUACUUAUGAUUGGAACAGUGCUGGGAAAAUAAGCAUAGCAGUCGUCCAUAGCAUUCAGGACUCUGGUUACUUGGAGUUGGCAGGCUGUAUGAGGAAAGGGAAAUGGUUAACUCAUAACACAGAAAUUGAGAAAGUACAGCCCUUUAAGAUUGGUCUUCAUGUUCGGUUCCGUGCUGGAAUUUCAGAGCCCAGAUGGGGAUGGAGAGAUGCAAAGCCUGAUUCUAGAGGCAUAAUUGCAGGUGUCCAUGCCGAUGGAGAACUAAGGGUGGCCUUGUUUGGUGUGCCUGGGUUGUGGAGAGGUGAUCCUGCAGAUCUUGUGAUUGAGCAAGUCUUUGAGGUUGGAGAGUGGGUUAGGCUGAAGAGUGAUGCGGAUGACUGGAACUCACUCAAACCAGGUAGCAUUGGGGUGGUGCAUGGGAUUGGAUAUAAAGAUGAUGUUUGGGACGGCACCAUUCAUGUGGCAUUUUGCGGUGAGCAGGAAAGGUGGAUAGGGUUUUCUAGGCAACUUGAAGGAGUCAGCAGGUUUGUCGUUGGGCAACGUGUGCGGAUCAAAUGUUGCAUCCGUCAGCCAAGAUUUGGUUGGUCUAAUCAUAAUCAUUCGAGUAUAGGGACCAUCUCAUCUAUUGAUGCUGAUGGGAAGCUAAGGAUUCACACACCAGCUGGUGCCAGGGCUUGGUUAAUAGACCCAGCAGAGGUGGAGAAAGUGGAGGAAGAGGAGGAAGUCUGCAUCGGAGACUGGGUAAAGGUUAAGGAUUCGGUUGCAACCCCCACAUACCAAUGGGGCGAUGUGAACCAUAGCAGCAUCGGGGUGGUCCACAGGGCUGGGGAUGGGGAGCUCUGGGUUUCCUUCUGUUUCUGUGAGAGACUAUGGUUAUGCAAAAUUUGGGAGGUGGAGAAGGUUAGGCCCUUCCGGCAAGGUGACAGAGUACGGAUUCGACCUGGUCUUGUAACCCCGAGGUGGGGAUGGGGAAUGGAGACAUACGCGAGUAAAGGCGAGGUUACAGGUGUGGAUGCAAAUGGGAAGCUGAGGAUCAAGUUUCGGUGGAGGGAUAGACCUUGGGUCGGGGACCCUGCUGAUAUCGUUCUUGAUGAUACCCCAUCACCGACGGAAACUUCUAAUGGUUUUUGUUCAUAGUCUUGGGUAUUCUUUUGACCCCAUAUACCUGAUUCUUGCCCCCUUCCAUUGUGCAGUAUUUCAUACUUAGUUAAUCAGCAGUGGAGGUUGCAAGUUGCACAUAGGUAUCACCAGAUAGGCAUGGCGGGCUGUGUUUUGCGUGUUGAUAGGCAGGAGGGAAAGAAGAAAAGAGGCUGUAAACCUUGAGAAAUAGACAUGACAAUCACCACCUAGGUUCUUACAUGUGUAAUUAUGCGGCUGACUGUUUUUUUCUCCUCUUUCGGUGUAUCAUAUAGCAGUGUACAGGUUCGGACCUGAACAUUAAUUUAAUUGAUAGUGCCCCUGUA
Molecule: messenger RNA, 5323 nt
Organism: Lolium perenne
Lineage: Eukaryota; Viridiplantae; Streptophyta; Magnoliopsida; Poales; Poaceae
Product: E3 ubiquitin-protein ligase KEG
Biological process (GO): late endosome to vacuole transport; protein ubiquitination; negative regulation of abscisic acid-activated signaling pathway
Cellular component (GO): trans-Golgi network; early endosome
Molecular function (GO): protein kinase activity; ubiquitin-protein transferase activity; protein binding
Source: RefSeq, a predicted model, not a curated record